AGUAAUCAUCAACUACAUUAGCGACUUUACGGAGAAUUCGAUAAAAAUGUGGUACGAAAUAAUUCCAUCGUUGUUAAUAAUAGGUAUGGUACCUGUUGUACCUCAACUGUUUGCCAGUUUAGUCAACAAUUAUUUUUUGGGAAAUUCAAUGCGUAGAGACAUGAGAGACAUAUGGGAUCGCCAUAUGUUUACACGAGAUAGUCGUAUAGAUGGAGCACCAUGGAAAAAUAGGGGACUACAGAAUAUUCCUGAUGACUAAGAGUACAAAUAUAAAAUAAUACAUCGCAGUAUAUGGUACAUUAUGCAGAUACAGAUUAAUGUCUUUUACUUUUGAGAAUAUCAGACUAUAAUUAUGGGUUCUAUAGGUGCUAGCAAUUAAUUCCUUAUUAAC
Molecule: messenger RNA, 391 nt
Organism: Odontomachus brunneus
Lineage: Eukaryota; Metazoa; Arthropoda; Insecta; Hymenoptera; Formicidae
Gene: ND-MWFE
Exons: 4
Coding region: 47-259 (70 amino acids)
Source: RefSeq, a predicted model, not a curated record